GAGUAGCAGAGAUAAUCUGCGGACACAGACUCAGUUGAGCCUCAAGUGUUUGGCAGCUAAAGCAGUGCAGAAGUACAACAUCCAGUACAUAGGUCAGGUGCCUCACUCGCUGGAGAGUUUCAUUGACCUGCAUGGGCCUGGGGAGGUUCCCCCGGUGACGAGGCAUGAGCUAGCUAGAUACGAGAGAGAAAGCAGCAGAUGUGACCUGCAUUGGACUGAAUUGUAAAUAUCUACCAAGACAUCACUUCUCCCUACUUAGUUCCCACACACUCUAGUG
Homalodisca vitripennis (glassy-winged sharpshooter) is the source of this 277-nucleotide messenger RNA. RefSeq names its product protein fem-1 homolog B-like. The transcript has 2 exons. The annotation marks the transcript as partial. The record is from RefSeq and is a predicted model, not a curated record. NCBI's taxonomy places the organism in Eukaryota, Metazoa, Arthropoda, Insecta, Hemiptera, Cicadellidae.